GAGAGCGACUGCCUGCCACAGGGGCCUGGCGUCCCCUCCGUCUCCCCCCCCCCCACAAGAGCCACUCUGCCCUCCUGGGGGGGGUCUCACCUGUGCCCUCCAACAACCUGAGCCCCCCUCGAGAGAGCGCCAACCUCCCCCCCCCCAGAAUCUGGGGGAUCCCUUGCACACACACCCCACCUGCCUGAGCCCUUCUGGGUGAUAUUCUGCCCCCCAUAACCCCUCCCAGAGGCUUGGGGUGCCCCAAGCCAGAGUGUCUCUGUCCCCACACCCAUAGCUCUCCCUGGAGUCUCCCCAUCCCCUGUGAGGUACUCCAGUCCCCUCCCAGAGGAGCCUGUGGGAAGGGGGGGGGGUUUCCCCCCCCACAUGAUGAUGGGGCCUCUCCCUCAUGCCCUGGCGCUGCUCCUGGCCCUGCAGGUGGCCAUGGCCCUGGCUGAAGUCCUAGGGGGGCGCGACCAGCCCCAAAAAGCCACCGCUCACUCCUCCACCAUGAUCAAUGGCAGGACAGCCCCGACUGCCAUGGCGACGCUCUCUGACGCCUUGGCUAGGGCCACCAUGACCACAGCCGAGGUUGGUGGGCACACGCUGGAGGUCUCAAGCAAGAAAGUGGUCACCCCGGGCAACGGUGUAGGUUAUGAGUUCACCACAGCCAACGGUGUAGAGUAUGAGGUCAUUGCCGGCAGCAACGGAGGGUCUGAGGUCACCCCGGGCAACGGUAUCCUGAGCAACACCACGGGCUCUGGAGGCGUGAUCGGCGUGGGAGACACCCGCUACAAGUGGCUGGCGUGGAGCAAAUGGUAUUGCAACUGUGAGAUGGGUAGCAUGUCCCGGGUGCGGGACAUUGUCUACACAGUGCCUGGGCUGCAGCUAGAUCUGGACAACUACAAUUCCCUGCGCUUCCAGCGCGUGGCUUGCAGCUAUGGCCACUGCAAGUGCAGCCACAAGCACCGUGAGUGUGACCAUGCCAAGGUGACCUGCGAUGCCCCCAAUCCCUACCUGUGCGCCGUCAGGGACGUCCGGCGGGCCCGGUACCGCCAGGCUCGGCGCUUCUGGAUGCGAGUCCGCAUGGAGCUCAAGGAGCUAUGGAAGAGCAUCCGAAAGGCCUCCCAGCUCGAGGAACACAGCUGAAGAUGAACUCCGUAUUCAAGGUUAAGCAGCUGCAGUCUCUGUUAUCAGCAGUUGGCAAUAGCAAUUAAUCGUGCCAGUGCCUCAAAUGAAAUUUAUAGUAAAUGCUCUUUACAAAUCA
This is a messenger RNA of Mauremys reevesii (Reeves's turtle), 1246 nucleotides long. It is a transcript of the gene C24H1orf56, whose product is annotated as chromosome 24 C1orf56 homolog. Lineage: Eukaryota; Metazoa; Chordata; Testudines; Geoemydidae. Bases 367 to 1128 code for a protein of 253 amino acids. The transcript has 2 exons. The record is from RefSeq and is a predicted model, not a curated record.